Molecule: messenger RNA, 3600 nt
Organism: Spodoptera litura
Lineage: Eukaryota; Metazoa; Arthropoda; Insecta; Lepidoptera; Noctuidae
Product: lysosomal alpha-mannosidase
Biological process (GO): mannose metabolic process
Cellular component (GO): lysosome
Molecular function (GO): alpha-mannosidase activity; carbohydrate binding
Source: RefSeq, a predicted model, not a curated record
AUGGGGUUGAACGUAAUCAACGUUCACAUAGUACCGAGCACCCAUGGCGAGCUCGGCGACAUCAGAACUUUCUAUCAACACUAUACUGGAUAUGAUAACAUGUUUAAUAGUCAAAGUAAAGUCACUAUGAAGAAUAUUUUGGAUGCAACCAUCACGGCUCUCUGGGCUCACAAGGACAGGAAAUUCACAUUCUCCGACAUGCCGUAUCUAUUCCAUUGGUGGCAAAACAGAGAUUUGACAGUAAAACGUAUGGUGUACGAAUUGCUUCGUCAAGGGCGCCUCUACUUCAACGGUGGUGGCUGGAGCAUGAGCGAUGAAGCUACCACCAGCUACCACGCAAUAAUCGACCACUUCACCUACAGUUUAAGAAAAAUUAAUGCAACCUUCUUGGAAUGUGGACGUCCACUAGUAACCUGGCAAGCUGACGUUUAUGGACAUUCUAGAGAAUUCGCGUCCCUGAUGGCGCAGAUGGGAUUUGACGCACAUUUCAUUAAUCCUAUCAGCUAUGAUGAUGAACUGUCUAGGAUGAAAAGCAAAUCUCUUGAGUUCGUGUGGAGAGGCAGCGAUGAUUUAGGAGCUCCAACGGAUAUAUACACCCACAAGCUCUUCGACGGCUACGGGCCUCCUCCAGGGUUCUGUUUCGGGGGCUUCUGCACCGACCCUCUCAUCAUCAGCUCGGACAAAACUUUCAGCAACGUCGAGGAGAGGGUGAAAGAGUUCCUCCAACUGAUCCUCGAGCGCCAGAGUCCAUACUAUACCACAAAGAAUGUAAUGAUCAUCAUGGGAAAGAAGCUGGCGUACCAUGACGCAGAGAUCUGGUUCGCAAACAUCGAUAAAUUGAUCGGCAAUGUAAAUGCUAAACAAGGCAAUACGCAAGGGAAGAAGGUUUAUCUAUUCUACUCGACCCCAGCUUGCUACGUGAAGGCCGUACAUGAAGCUACGCCGAAUCUGACAACGAAACAGGAUGAUUUCAUUCCUUUGGGGAUUGAUAAGAAUACGCAUGCGACUGGGAUGUUUACUUCACGACCUGUCAUCAAGUACCACGCUAGAGAGAUACACCUAUAUGUCCAGAUAGCAAAACAACUACAGAUCUUUGCUCAACUUGGCAACAAUGACAAGAAAUUUGAAGAAAUCAUGUGGAUAUCAGGAGUACUACAGGACCAUACAAUAAUCACCGGAGCGAUGCGUCCGCACGUGAGUGAAUAUUACGCCAGUAAGGCCUACAUAGCCAAGGAGAUAUGCAUGCAGAUGUUCAGACCUGCUUUUAAUAUUCUACGUAAUUCUUCGAGCAAAAUGAUCUACUACGCUUGUCAAUUCAAUAUAUCUUCCUGUUGGACCCUUGAAGGAGACAGAUUCUUCAUCGUGGUGUAUAAUCCCUUGGCUUGGUCAGUCACUUUGCCUGUCAGGCUACCUGUUGCUAGAGGAAUCUACAAAGUUUAUGAUCCAAAAGGUGUACAACAGAACCAUUCCCUAGUAACACUUCCAGAACUAGUAAUGGCACUCCCAGACCGAGGAGACUUCCUAACAGAAGAUGAACUAGUAUUCAUAGCAACUAAAAUACCACCGCUAGGCUUCAAAUCCUACUACAUAGAACGAGUGCAACUAAGGACGAGAACAAAGCGAUCGGUUUUAAAGCGAAUAUUUUAUCAAGACCCCACAACUAAGAAAACAUUUACGAGGGAGACGAAUUUUCUGAAACGCGACGGAAAAUAUGUUCUCGACGAUUUACCUGAGUAUGAGUAUUUUGAAGAUGUUACUGAGAAGGGGCAUGAUAAAGUCCCUCUAGCUAACGCGCCGAGGGCCAAAUAUUUUGAGUUCUAUAGUGAGUAUGUCGGUACUGAACCGCCAGCUACUAACGAGCCGGAAGAAGAUGACACUGCUGAAUCGAAGAAGGUUUCAAUGCAAAGUAGUUAUGUUCCAUUGCGUACUAAUAUGUUCACAAUACCAACUUCGUUCACCACUCCAGCACGAACAACAACAACGACGUCAACAACAACGACGUCAACAACCACCUCAACCACUACCAGUUCAACCACAGAAGUAUCAUCCGAACCUGUUAUAACCACAAGGAAAUUUAUACCUUACACCCUCUUGAGUACAACCUUUGAACCCGAACCUGUUGUAACUACAAGGAAAUUUAUACCUUACAACAUGAGUACAACCUUUGAACCGAUUGAGUACUACGAUGAGGAACCAAGUGAGACAACAACGACCCAAACCGUCGAAAGCACGGCCCCAUUUUUCGAUUUUGAAAAGUUUUAUCGAAGGUUGGAGAAGUCCGGGUACCAUAGCAUGGAGUCCAGUGACGGUUUUAUUCAGAAUGAGUACAUCAAAAUAAAUGUCAACAACGAUCAACAACCGCUGAACAUAAUACUCUCAAAUGGCGUCAACAUAUCUUUUUCCAUACAAAUGUGUUACUACGUCUCAGAUGACCCAGAAAAGCUCGGAACUAUGAAGAAGAAGCCAGGAGCCUUUAUAUUUAGACCUAUGGACUCCCAACCGAUAUUAAUACUAGAUCUCUACAACUCUAAGAUCUUAAAAUCCGAUGUCGUCGAAGAGAUCCAACUUCGUUUCGCAGAUUACGCUGGGAUCUCUUUAAAGUUGUAUAGAGGAUUGCCGACUAUUGAGGUCGAUUGGGUCGUUGGUCCGAUUCCAAUCGCCGAUAACUUGGGUAAAGAAGUUUUUAUUCGAUAUGUGACUGAUUUGAACAAUAAUGGCGUUUUUUAUACUGAUAGUAAUGGUAGACAGACUAUGAAACGAAUAAGGGACGCUAGACCUACCUUUUUGCCGACUAUUGUUGAUAGUUCUUCUGCUGUCGCUGGCAACAUCUAUCCAGUCACCUCAAAAAUAUACAUCGAAGACAAAACGAAAAACAUCAGAAUGUCAAUUUUUACCGACAGAUGUCAGGGCGGUACAUCGUUGAUCGAUGGACACAUUGACAUAUUCCUUCAUAGACGUAUCUUUACCGAUGACAUUGGCGUCAAUACUUAUUUAAACGAAUCUGUGCUUGGACAUGGCAGUAUUGUGAGGGGGAAACAACAUUUUUAUCUAUCUAAAGCUGAUUUCAGACCAAACAAGGUGUUCGAGAAGAAAUUCGCAAAAGAAUUGGAGUUAGCACCCAAAGUCUUCACGUCAAUUCACCAGUCUUACUUCAACAUCAGUCUUGCGAACUGGAAUGAGAACAUCAAUGAAUAUACCGCUUUGAAUUUGAAAUUACCAGUUGGCGUCCACAUUUUAACUUUGGAAAAAUGGCACGACAAAUAUUUAUUGAGGUUAGAAAAUUAUUUAGAACAGGCUGAUGUUGCUCGCAAUGGUUUUAAAAAGGUAUUUAUUAAGGAGUUGUUUAAAGACUUCAUUAUAACUGAAGCCAAAGAAACUUUGCUAGCGGGUAAUAUAUGGUUAGAUGAUUACUACCCAAUGCGCUGGCACAAAGAUAGAUUCGUCAAAAAUUUUAAUGAAAUUUAUGGGAAUUUCAGCCAUUUUGAAUUUGCCAAAGAUGAGGAGGUGGAAUUGAAUCGACAGAAGAUAAAUUUGGAUGAAGGUAUCAGUUUGAUGCCGCAACAGAUUAGGACUUUCGUUGUUAGUUAUGUUCGGAGGUAA